This is a messenger RNA of Seminavis robusta, 5421 nucleotides long. Lineage: Eukaryota; Bacillariophyta; Bacillariophyceae; Naviculales; Naviculaceae. The record is from the annotation of a GenBank genome assembly.
AUGAAGUUCCAUUCCUCUAUCCUCGAGGCUCUCAACCACCAUGCCUUGGAGAUUCCCGACAAAGUUGUUUUCACGUGGGUCAACAGCAAGUGUGAGGAACAGAACAAGUUGACGUUCAAGCAGCUGGAAGACCAGUCCAACGCUGUGGCGGCUCGCCUCCUCAAGCUGGGAUGCCAAAAGGGCGACCGUGUCAUGAUUGCCUAUCCCUUUGGCCUCGAGUUCUUGGCUGGCAUGUUUGGUGCCAUGAAGAUUGGAGUCAUCCCCUGCUCCAUUUAUCCACCCAAUCCCAACCAGCUCAAGACUGAUAUGCCAAAGUUCCGUGGUUUUGCGGCCGAUGCUGGAGCCAAGUAUGCUCUUACCACCACGACUUUUGCUGUUGGGAUGACUGCUGCCAGUGUCCUCUACAAGACUGGUGUUACUUGGAUUGGAACUGAUAAACUCUUCAUCAAGAAGAGCAACACAAACAAGCCUAAACAGUACGAGAGAUUUGUGGGAGAGCCAGGAGGCAUCUGCUUUAUCCAGUACACAUCUGGUAGUACCGGACACCCCAAAGGAGUCAUGAUCAGUCACAACAACCUCGUGGAAGACAUUUGGGCCAUUUCACGGGUACUAGGCACAAAUGCUGUGGGAGCCUUGUGGCUACCACAAUAUCAUGACAUGGGACUUGUGUCGGGAUUUAUGAGUGCUAUCUAUGCCGGAGUUCAUGUCAUCAUGGCAUCGCCUCUCGACUUUAUCAUGAGGCCACUGCUGUGGACUGAUAUGGUAGAGACCUACCAAGCCACUCAUACUUCUGCUCCCAACUUUGCCUAUGCAUUGCUACUGAAACGGUUGAAACAGGCCAAAAGAAAUGCCAACUGGAGUCAUGUCACACAUGCUAUGUUUGCUGCGGAACCCACCCAGAGACAUGUAGUGGAGGAGUUGGCACAAACCCUUUCUAUCAGACGAGAACAUGUGUACAACCUCUAUGGUCUGGCUGAGGCUGUUGUUUUUCUCACAGGAGGACCUGCCUACCCAGAUACUAGUGGGGUUGUUUGCUGUGGCCCCGUAGACUCCCCAUCUGUCAAGCUUCGAAUUGUCCAGGAUGGAAAGGAGAUUGAAGAAGGGCAAGUUGGGACUAUCUGGGUCCAGUCUCCGUGUGUGGCAGCUGGGUACUAUGGCCAGCAAGAGCUAACAACCGCUACAUUUGCCAAUGCAUUGCCUGGCUAUGAUGGCACCUGGCUAGACACUGGUGAUUUGGGGAGAGUUGUGGAUGGACAGCUCUAUGUCACUGGAAGAAGCAAAGAUCUCAUCAUCAUCAAUGGAAAAAACUACUAUCCAAGUGAUGUGGAGCUCUCUAUUGAUGAUGCUUUUGGAGAUGUGAUCCGUCCAGGAAGAACCAGUGCUUUCCAGCAUGGGGAAGACAGCCUUGGCAUCACAGUGGAGGGCCGCAAGGACUUUGACAAGUCAGAAAAUGAGGAUUUGGCAGUCCAGAUAGCCAACCAUGUAUCACAAUUCCAUGGGCUGUUUGCCUCGGAGGUAGUGGUCCUAAAAUUGGGUGUGACACCCAAGACCACCUCUGGCAAGCUGAAGAGGAGUGAGAUCAGGAGGACUACAAUUGGUGGUAACUGGAAAGAGUCUUCCAUACUACUUCAAUUCCAGCGAAAUGACUUUAUUGCUCCGUUUGCCCAGGGACAUAGGUCUUCUUUCUUGGAGAUAAGUUUUGCUAUGAAUGGUGUUGCCAGCAGUGAGUUCAACCUCAAUGAAGACACUGGACAUGAGAUGAUUAAAGAAUCUGCGAGUGUUGCAAUUAUUGGUGGCGGGGUUGCUGGCCUGGUUACAGCACUCAAAUUGGCUCAAAGAAAUAUCAAAGUUACUGUGUUCGAGCGAAAUGAGCAAAUUGGAGGCCAUGCCAGGCACACAACAAUCUUUGGGCAUGAACGCAACCCAGCCUUUGGAAUGUUCCUUGGUAGUGCUUGGCCAAACCUCAUGGCACUGACAAAAGAACUUGGUGUCGAUCCAGUCCCUUUGGUCACAGCUCAUGAAUUUCGAGAUGUUGUUGGGAUGGGGGAAGACAAUAUCCCAGAGGCCAACCCAGCUGAAGUUAGUCGGUUCCUUGCCGAAAUGCAUAUUGUCUACAAGUCAGGCAAUGGACAGGUUGAAAGUAUUGGGCAGUACAUGGGCAGAAAUGGAUUUAGCCAUCAUUUUGCUGUUACUUAUUUCCUUGGAAGAAUGAUUACUUUCUUUCCUGGCAGCUCAAUUCAACAGUUUCUGGACUAUCCCUUGGAUUUGAUUGCUUGGUAUGUUGUAGCCAUUGGCAUUUCAACUGCAGAUGAAAUGGUCUUCCGUCUGCGCAACAAGGAAUACAUGACUGCUUUCGAGCAGAAUCUUUUGAGCCUAGGUGUGGAGUUCAAAAUUGGCUGUUCACCAAGCGUUAUUGGCCGAGAUAAAGGUGUCUCAAUCUCAACUGGCAAUGGAGAUGAUGACAUUCUGCAGUUUGAUAAACUUGUGCUGGCAGUACCUCCCAAUGCUGCACUGCAAGUUCUGGGUGAACAUUGCUCAGACUAUGAGGAAGUCUUGGCAGACUUUGAGUGUCCACUAGAGACAGUUGUAUACCACACAGAUUCAAAGUGGGCAGUUCCCAGCAAGAACAAUGGAAUAUUUGCCAACAUCCCAGACUGGGGAGCAGCUCUGCCUUCUUGUGAUGACACAAUCCCAUUCACUGCAUCAUUUGUGAGUGACUCUGAUGACAAGACCCCUAUUUAUGCAACUCAUGCCUAUAACACCUUCAAUGAGUUGGACUUUGCUACCCCUACUGAAAUGAUAUCAUUCACACACACAAGAGUCACAUGCAAAGCUAUUCACCUUCGGAAGUCUUUGCUGCGGCAUCAAGGGAGGCAUUCUACCUAUUUUGCUGGUGGUUGGACGCGUGGUCUCAUGUUUCAUGAAGAUGCUCUUGUAAGUGGAAUUCAGGUGGCCAAUUCCAUCUUGCAUGAAUUGGGGAGAAGACCCCACCCUAUUCUUGAAAGGACCAGAGAAAUGCAACAAAAUAUCCCACCUACCACCAUUGAUGAUGGGUCUACAUGCCAAGGCAACUUCACCACAAAGUAUGCCAAAACACUUAUGUCUGUUUUUGGGUCAGAGGUUGACUCAUCAAAAACAUGGGUAGAGAAUGGCCUGACAUCCCUAACGAGUGCAGAGCUGAGGAUGAAGGUGGAGGAAGAGAUGCACGUGGUUCUGCCAGCAAACUUUGAGCAGAUUUACCCAACACCUGAGUCACUUUCCGACUUUUUGGUGGCAUCAAAAACCAAAAGCUUUCCAAGCCAUGACACAUUCAAGGACCCUGACUUCACCUGGCAUUCAAACAGGGCAAAGCUAAGCAAGCUACAGCUUGGAGUGUUUCAGAUGCUUGGCUCAAUAGUGAUUCUUCUCCUGCUCUUCACCUCCGUUGUUCCAUCAUACUUCCUUGUCUCAUUGGUCCUAAACCAGUGUGGCUCAACAGAAGUCAGAGAGUGCCAGGAUCCAUUUUUGUUAUUGCUCUUGCCCAUGUCCUUUCACCUGUGCAUACUGUCCCUCUCAGUCAUUGUGAUGCUCUGCAAGUUUGUUGUUGUUGGGAAGUACAGACACCAACAAUUUGAUCUCUUGUCGUGGGACUACCUUCAUUGGUGGUUCCUUGACAGACUCGUUGAGAUCUGGGAGUCAAUUGCAGGUCAAUUUUUGCUCGGAACAAAGUUGCUUUUGCUUUUCUAUUGGCUACUUGGAGCAGACCUGUCAUGGUCUGCUAAGAUUGAAUCCUUUAUUCGUGAAUUUGAUCUUGUCCAAGUAGGAAGCGAUGCUACUAUUGGGCACCCACUAAAGUGCAGGAAGUUCUCUCAAUCCAAGGAAAGCAGCCCACUGAUGACCUUCCGUCCCAUUGUUGUUGGAAACAACUGCAAUGUGUCUGGAAUGGUCAGCCUAGGUGCUGUUAUUGGUCAAGGCAGCAAAGUCGCAAAACUGUCUGUUGUCAAAGAGGGAGCAAUAGUUCCUGAGGGUGUACUUGCCAGUGGAAAUCCAGCAUACAAUGCUGGAUCAUUCCAUCAUGAUGAAUCAAGCUUAUUUGGAGAAUCUAUGUUGGAAGCUUUCAAGAUAACUUGGACCAUCUUUGAAGCAUAUCACCUCUUUGUGCUAUCCUAUAUUGUGUACACCACACUCAGCAUGAUCUUGCCUUAUUGGCGAUACAGUGGCAUUUUGCACUGGAUCCUGCUCCUUCCAAUGACAUCCUUCCUUGCUCUGCUUACCAGCAUUGCCCUCAAAUGGCUUUUGCUUGGUAAAAGGACUCCAUCAAAUCAAUAUGCAGCGUCUCUGUGGAGCCGGGCAACCAAUUGGGCAUGUGACUUCCACUUCCGAACAGCAUGUUGGCUAUUUAUUCCCUUUUUUGGGCAAUCAAGAAUAUGGAACAUCAUUCUUUUCCUCCAUGGCCUUGAUGUUGACAUGGUGUCAACUCUAAGUGGUCCAUACUUCUACUUCCUACCUUCUAAUGUUGAUUUUGUAAAGAUCCGGGGAUCAUUUGUUGCCACCAUGUCACUCGACUUCGGCAACGUCAGCAAACAAGGAAACUCCAUGAUUGAGAUUAUCAGCAGCAGCAUCGGCUUUGGUUCCAAUCUACAUGCAGGAGUCAAGAUAGUGCAAUCCACAAUCCCACCAAGAUCCAAUGUGUCUGACAGUAUCUAUGAUUUGAACCAAGUGGGCAAGUUGCCAAAGAAGCCACCCAUGCUGACAGAAGAAGUGGCUCUUCAGGUUAUGAAUGUUGUUGUUUUUGCAUCUAUCAUACCUUGCUAUGAGAUUGGUCUGGCAGCUACAGCAAGCUCUUCCCCUGUUAUUGUUGCAUUUGGUUUGGCUCUUGCAGUUCUGUUGCAACUCUUCAUAUGGAUUCUAUCCACCAGGAUUGUUGAGUUUAUUUUGUUCCAUCUCCCAACCCAAGCCCAACAAGCUCUGCUCGGAGUUUACCUCACUCAUGUCUGGUACUUUCGUGUGGGAAACUGGCUGGACAUGGCCCUCCAUGGUACCCCCAUGUUUGGUUACUAUGCACAAUUAAUGGGAGCAGAAGUUGAAGGAGACCUCUGGUACUUUGGCAAUGCUAUUUAUGAGUAUUGUUGCUUGCACUUUAAAGGAAGCGUAAUUGUUGACAACUCCCAUUUGAGCGGCCAUUACCUUGAUCUCAAUGGGCUCACCCUUGGUGACACCUAUGUAUCAGGAUUGUUGCAUCCUGGAUGCUAUGCCCGUGCUGGGUCUGUAGUCACUGGAAACGAGAAUGGUCCCUGGAAAGUAUUCUUGAGAAGCGAUUUGGGAAUGCAGGAUUCGAAACCUGUUCUGAAAGAGUCACCCCAGCUGGGUAACACAGACCGGCUGGCAACUGUCAGCCAGGAUGACCCCAUGGAUGAUGUGCCCAUGGAUCUUGAUGUGUAG